Cryptomeria japonica (Japanese cedar) is the source of this 4044-nucleotide messenger RNA. Its product is annotated as linoleate 13S-lipoxygenase 3-1, chloroplastic. Gene Ontology annotation, biological process: lipid oxidation. NCBI's taxonomy places the organism in Eukaryota, Viridiplantae, Streptophyta, Pinopsida, Cupressales, Cupressaceae. The record is from RefSeq and is a predicted model, not a curated record. The coding region runs from base 932 to 3667 and encodes 911 amino acids. The transcript is spliced from 9 exons. Gene Ontology annotation, molecular function: oxidoreductase activity, acting on single donors with incorporation of molecular oxygen, incorporation of two atoms of oxygen; protein binding; metal ion binding.
UUAAAGCGCGUCAACUGGGUGCCAUAAAAAAUUGGAAGUCAUCGUUGCAGAAAUUUCUUGGGCGAGACUGAAAAGAGAGAAAAUUCUGGAACAGAUUUAUGAAGAGUGGGAAGAAAGUAGCGUAAAAAUCAUUUCAAUCUUGUUCAGGAAACCGGAUUUGGGACCAGAAGGCUCCACACACAUUCCACUAUUAUUCAGUUGUCUCUGUCAGAGAAAAGAACCUGGUGUAUGUCGAGUAUCUUUUGGGGAUAAGUUUUGCAGGGUGUGAAAACAAAUGAUUUGACAUAGCCGCUGUACCAAAUGUGACUUAAAGUAAUGUUUAUGCUCCAAUGACAGAAAACAAAAAGGUUGGGUAUACUGGGGAAUUGGGGAGAGAAGAAAAGGCUGAGUUUUGACCGUACCUAGAAGGUGUGUUUUUUGUUUGAGGCCCACGGAGGGUCAGGGCACAACGAAAGUAAAUAAUAAUAACUAAUGAUAGGCUCGGGGUGCGAUGGUCUGGACUUUGUGCUGCCGUAGCCCUGUCAUUAUCACUGCCCUCAGAUUUAAAGAAUUCCACUUAUUGUUCUUAGGCCGGUUUUGAGUUGACAGGUGGAAACCAGAAGACCAAUUUGAUCUGCGUCUCCCGAGUCCCCGACUAAAGAAUUUUAAUGAUAUCUAGGAGAUCAGCAGCCUAAGGGAUCACAUCUUUGAUAAUCUUCAGCAGCCUAAGGGAUCACAUUUUUAGCAAUCUUUGAAGUUUUUUUCCUAUGUCAGUCUUCAAUUAUGAAUCUUGAUAAAAAACCAACAGUAUUGUGAAGUUUAGCUUCCUAAAAUUUUUUGUCCAGGCAAUCUACCUUAAGUUGUUUCCAUGCUAAUUGGAGAGUGAGAAGAUAGUAGGUGCCUGGUGUGGAAAGAUUGGAACACAUUAGAUCGGGGUUUGCAGGGGUCAAAGAUGCUGAGGCUUCAGCAAGCAGGCAGCCUGCACAGUAGCUGCCCUAGAAUUGGAAGACAGCAUUCAGUGGGUUUGCAGAGGAGGCAGAAUAUUAGUAAUGGAAAGUAUGGUUGUGGUCCAAGUAGGAGAACUUGCCUGGUUCAGGCAGUGAUCAGUGAUAAAACAAGCAGUAGCAGUGGCGGCGGCGGUGCCACUGUCACCACCAGUGUCACAACAAGUGAGAAGGGCGCCAUGAUGAAUGUCAGGGCAGUGGUUUUAAUCAGAAAGAAACUCAAGGAGGAUAUCAAGAGCACGAUUUUCAGGCGCUGGGAAUCUCUCCUGGAUGGGAUGACUGGUCAAAAUGUUCUUCUCGAGCUUGUCAGCCGUGAUGUUGAUCCAGUGACGAAGAGUUGCAAAAUAAGCAAAGGAUCUGGUCUCAGAGAUUGGCAGGAGCACAUUGCCACUGUUGAGUGUACUGCAAAUUUUACAGUAAAUGCAGAUUUUGGGCAGCCGGGAGCUAUUUUAGUGACUAAUCAGCACCAAAGUGAGAUCUUUUUGGAAUCAAUCGUGCUGGAAGGGUUCGCAGGGGGACCGAUCUACUUUCCCUGUCACUCUUGGGUUCACUCGACCCAGGACAAUCCUGAGAAGCGGAUCUUUUUCUGCAAUGAGACAUACUUGCCAUCAAAGACACCAGAUGGGCUAAAGGAUUUUCGGCAAAAAGAUAUGAUAGAUAAGCGUGGGGAAGAUAAAGGCGAACGCAAGCCAAGGGAUAGAAUUUAUGACUACGCAAAAUAUAAUGAUUUAGGGAACCCUGAUAAGAGCGACGAUCUUGCAAGACCAACUCUUGGGAAGGGCAAUAUCCCAUAUCCAAGGCGCUGUUACACCGGUCGUCCUCCAAUGAAAACAGACUUUUCUGCUGAAAGCAGAAUAGAGAAGCCUGGUACAGUCUAUGUGCCUCGUGAUGAAACAUUUGAGGAGAUCAAGCAAAGUACAUUCUCUGCAGGAGCUCUAAAAGCAUUAUUUCAUAAUUUAAUACCAUCUUUGGUAGAAAGUUUUGCUAAUGCUAAUCAUGAGUUUGGAUGCUUCUCCGAGAUCGAUCAAUUAUAUACAGAAGGGCGUAUCCUGAAGUUUGAUCAGGGACGUGAUAUAUUUAAUAAACUGGUACUACCAAAGAUAGUAAAUAAGAUAAGAGAAACUGGUGAACAACUAUUACGUUAUGAAACUCCAAGCAUAAUCUCAAGGGAUAGAUUUGCAUGGUUACGUGACAAUGAAUUUGCCCGCCAAGUAUUGGCGGGAGUGAAUCCUGUGAACAUUGAACGACUUAAGGAAUUUCCCAUUGUAAGUAAGUUGGAUCCGGCAAUAUAUGGUUCACCAGAGUCAGCAAUUAAAGCUGAACAUAUUGAAGCAGAAUUACGUGGAAUGUCUGUUAAACAGGCUCUUGAAGAGAAGAAAUUAUUCAUCUUGGAUUACCAUGAUACAUAUAUGCCAUUUGUUGGAAAGAUAAAUUCUUUGGAGGGGAGAAAGGUUUAUGCUUCACGAACUUUAUUCUUGCUAACAGACCAUGGCACUCUUGAGCCAAUUAUCAUUGAGCUCAGCCUACCGCCUACCAUGCCUGGAGGUCAAUCCAAACGAGUUUUCACUCAUGGUCAUGAUUCAACUUCAUAUUGGCUGUGGAAACUAGCCAAAGCUCAUGUAGCUUCCAAUGAUGCUGGUAUUCACCAAUUGGUCAAUCAUUGGUUGAGGACACAUGCUUGCAUGGAGCCCUAUAUUAUUGCAGCUCAUAGGCAGCUCAGUUUUAUGCAUCCUAUAUUCAAGCUGUUGCAGCCACAUAUGCGCUACACUAUGGAAAUCAAUGCAUUGGCUCGCCAGAGCCUAAUAAAUGGAGGUGGAGUAAUUGAAGCUUGCUUUACACCAGGCAAGUACUCGAUGGAGAUGAGUGCGUAUGCAUAUGACAAACAAUGGCGUUUUGACAUGGAAGCCUUGCCUGCAGACUUGAUUAGAAGGGGUAUGGCAUUUGUGGAUCCCACUAAACCCAAUGGUUUGAGACUUGUAAUUGAAGACUACCCAUAUGCUGCUGAUGGUCUUCUUAUUUGGUCUGCUAUCAAAGAAUGGGUUGAAGAUUAUAUUUCCAUCUAUUACUCAGAACCCAACAGUAUACCAAGUGACAUUGAGCUUCAAGCAUGGUGGAAUGAAGCAGUAAACAAAGGGCAUUAUGAUAAAAGAAAUGCAACAUGGUGGCCAAAAUUGAAGACAAAGGAGGACCUAGCUGGGGUCUUGACUACGAUCAUCUGGGUAGCAUCGGGACAGCAUGCUGCCUUAAAUUUCGGGCAGUAUCCAUAUGGAGGAUAUGUGCCCAACCGACCUUGUCUAAUGAGAAGUUUAAUCCCCAAGGAAAGUGAUCCAGAGUACAAACAGUUCAUUUCAAAUCCACAAAGUGUCUUCUUAGCAUCAAUGCCAACUCAGCUUCAAGCCACCAAAACCAUGGCUGUUGUGGACACUCUUUCGACUCAUUCACCAGAUGAAGAGUAUUUGGGAGAGAGACAUGAAUCGAGGUGGACUAAUGAUCAAAGAGUGCAAGGUGCCUUUGAGAAGUUUUCUGCAAAAAUUCAGGAAAUAGAGGAAAUCAUAGACAACAGGAAUGAAGAUUUGACAUACAGGAAUAGGAAUGGAGCUGGUGUACUACCCUAUGAAUUAUUGAUGCCAUCAUCAGGUCCUGGUGUAACCGGCCGUGGCGUCCCCAAUAGUAUUUCAAUUUAGAUCAAGAUGAAUCUUCAUAUUUGUAAUAGCAACAUACGAGUGAGAUUUUCUAUAUUUUCCCUCAUUAGUUAGCAGAUUUUUGUGCUUAAUGAUCUGUGGUGAGGUUAUAUAUGUACUAAUAGUAAGCUACAGUUGUUAAAGUAGCUAAGUAAAGUGCAGAUUUAUUUUUAAGAAACAUUUAGCUGUUGUACGAGCAACGGGAGCAGAGCUUCACAAUUGUAUGUACUAUAGACUGAAUAAGCUCAGCUUGAGAGGAUUUCAAAAUUCUGCACUUAUGUAAAUUUUAAAGUGAAGGAUAUGCUUCUUAUUAGGGUUGUACGAGAUAAACUAGCAAUGAGGGACGCCCACCUUUACUAAGGGUUCAUUUGAAUUUUUGA